CGCAUUUAUCUUUCUACUUCAAUCUCUAUCUCUAGAUUUUAUAUUUUUAUAAUUCUACCAUUUCUAUCUACCUCUCCAUUCCACCUCAGAAUCUCCGCUGAACCCCUCGAUGGGCCCAACAUGGACCCCUCCAAGCGCCAUGAGCCCACUUCAUUCACUGCGGCUUCAUCCACCCCAGCAACCGGCCCCCCGCUGUCUACAGACGACGCGACUUCGUCGACUCACAGACUGAGCCAUCCCUCUCUCCACGCGAUGUCUCUACCUCCUUCUUCCCCAGGACUCUCGUCGGCCGCCCUGUUAUCGCCCUCCGAUCCCCCCGCGCGUGCUGUCGCGACCCAGGCGCAUCCCACCCCACGUCGCAUCCCCAGCUCCAGCUCCCUGGCCGAGGAGCGUCGCAAGUCCUCUCCCAGCUUGAAGAAACGCUCAUCCACCGCGUCGCUACGUUCCAAUCGUGGAGCCUCCACCUCUCCCCGCCCCAGCUUAUCGCGACACUCCUCGUCCUCGUUUGGCACCUCUCCGACGAGCGCGUCCGCCACUCACCCAAACAUGGCCAAGAAGGCUCACCGAACAGUCUCAGCAGAGCACCCUGUCACUACAGCAGCAUCUAUCGCAGCAGAGUCCUUUCGCAAAGAAGUAGAUUGGCAUCAGUCCGCAAAGCUACAGUCGCAGACACUGGUGCUCGUCCAUGAUGCGUGCUAUGGCCAUCGCUUCUCGCGCCCGCGAACCUCCCGCGCGGCGCUUAACUCUAUCGUCGAGCGUCCGGAGCGCAUCCAGGCCAGCGUGCUGGGCAUUUCGGCCGCCUAUGUUCGACUAGCCCGGCGACAUGCAGGAGGCGCGUUCGCUCCUCAUCCCGAUCUCAAUCCGCAGCAGCUGCCCGUGCCGCCGUUCCACAUUCGCAAGACAGCGCGCACACUGUCGCUCAGCUCGCCCGCCGUCACGCACGUGCAUGGGUCCAAAUGGAUGGAGGACCUGAAGACCAUGUGCGAUGCAGCCGAAUCCCGGCUUGCGUUGAACGGCAAGGAGUUGGUCCGCCCUCGCAGCGCCGGCAAGGACAGCGCCGCCACCAAUGCCCCUGCUUUUCACGAAGGAGACCUGUACUUGUGCUCGGAAUCCUUGAGCGCGUUCGAAGGCGCCCUGGGUGGUGUCAGUGAAGGCGUGGAUGCAGUCAUGGGUCCGGCCCCAACCAAGCGAGCGUUUGUCUGCAUCCGCCCGCCCGGUCAUCAUUGUUCGGCGGGUCAUCCGUCAGGCUUCUGUUGGAUCAACAACGUCCAUGUGGGCAUCUCGUAUGCGGCCAUGACCCAUGGCUUGACCCAUGCCGCCAUUCUCGACUUUGAUCUGCAUCACGGAGACGGAUCGCAAGAUAUCGCCUGGCAACAGAAUCACAGAGCCGUUACUGCGCCACGGAAUGCGGCUGCCCAUCGAAAGACCAUGGUGGGAUAUUUUAGUCUGCACGAUAUCAACUCCUAUCCGUGUGAAAUGGGCGAGCCAGAAAAGGUGCGUAAUGCGAGUGUGUGUAUCGACAAGGCCCACGGCCAGUCCAUCUGGAACGUGCAUCUGGAGCCGUGGAAGUCGGAUAAAGAGUUUUGGGACCUGUAUGCCGCCAAGUACACUGUGCUGAUCGACAAGGCGCGUGCUUUCCUGCGCAUGCAUACCGAACGUCUGGCUAACACGCCCAAUGGACCUCCGCCUAAGGCAGCCAUUUUUAUCUCAGCUGGGUUUGAUGCGAGCGAGUGGGAGGGCGCCGGCAUGCAGCGACACCAGGUCAACGUGCCCACCGAGUUUUAUGCCAGGUUCACGGCCGACGUGGUGCGGAUGGCCAACGAGGAGGGCCUGGGGACGGAUGGACGGAUCAUCAGUGUUCUUGAGGGCGGCUACAGCAAUCGUGCAUUGACAAGCGUCAUUUGUACUGGGCUGGGGGAUGCAAAGGGCAGCACCCAUGAUGUGGACGAGCAGCAGAUCAACCGUCUUGCCUCUGAAAUGACAGAUCGUCUGGGCCUGUCUAAUUCAGCAGAGGGGCGAUCAGUGACUGAACCGGUCUACAACAGUGAGUGGUGGUCACCAGGCGUGCUGGAGGAAUUGGAGGCACUAGUUUAUUCGCCGGCAGCACCUGUCAAGCCCCGGGAGAAGGCUGCACCGACCUACUUGACCACAACGCAGUCAUUUUCUGCCAAAGUGGUCAAUCCCCCGCGAGACCGCAGGUCGACCGGUUCGCACUCUAGCCCGGAGCCCGAAGCACCGUCUCCACCCCCGCCAGUCAGCUGGGCCACUGCCACGCACGAGCUAUGCAAGGUUCUAAUUCCGACCGGUCGGCAAACGACAAGCUGUCAGCCAGAGGAACUCAACGCAGAGGCAUCGCGCCUGCGACGGGAGCGUCAGACAGCGGUGGAUGCAGCCUCCACGAGCGCGACCACGGCUGCGGUUGCAGCUGCAGCUGCAGCUGCGGCUACGGCUACGGCUACGGCGGCCGAGGACAGCCGGAUGAAGCUCCGCGUGCGAAAGCCCAAGCCCUCGCUGCCUCUGUCGCCUUCAGCCGAGACAGUCAAGCGUCCUGCGGCUCGUGGAAGUCGGAGAACCACCAUCGACACAGCUCCAGACACAGCCCCGGCUGUACAGACACCCGCUCGCGUGACCCGCAGGAAGAGCGCAGGGGCUGGCUCAGCAGCAUCGACCCCAGAGCCGACCGGGCCCAGACCCGCGACGAGUGCCACGGUGCGCAAAACCAAUACUUCACAAUCCAGCACCCCUCGAUUACCCUCGAGCCCAAAUACGCCUCCUGUGCCGCGGGUGCCGCCUGCUUUUCUUUCUGCAGAAAGCGAAGAGUCGCCGAAUCCCGAUGGGCCGCAAGAUGAUCUGGACAGUCUGACAGCCGGAGUACGCAAGCUGCACAUCAAACUAAAGGUCCCGUCGCCGGAAGAGAACGCGGCUAGGGAGAGAGAAAGAGAGAGACGGAUAGCGGAAGAGCGGAAGCGCACAGCGUCCAAGGCUACUUCGAAGACACAGACGCAGACGCAGACCCCCAAGUCACCUCGCAAGCCCGCUGGCCGGGCACAGACGAGCUCGGCUUCAAAGACGGCAUCUCGAUCUGCAGCGAAGCCUGCGCCAGUGGCCAUUCAUCCAGGAACAGAAGCCAAGGACGAGCCAUCGAUCGUUACGCCAGUGACCUCGUCACCGCCGUCCGUGGGCAAAAUUGAAAGCAACACCACCAACGGCUGGGACAGAGGCGAAUCCGAGGCUGCAGCUGGAAUGGUCAUGUCGCCGCCGCUGACACCAGGCCGUCCACCAUCGGCAUUGUAUUCUCCUCCAGGGAUGACAUUGGCGCGGGACGGAUUGCCGGUGAUGAUGUCGAGCGGGGUGAUUCCAUUUGCAGAUACCGUACGGGGAAUGCAGGAGGAGGAGGAGCAGAAAGGAGUGAAUGCCACACAUAUCUCCGAGCAAUCUCCGACCAGAUCAGAUAAAGUUGUGCACCGCCACGCUGAGUCAUUUGCCUCUCCGCAUGACUCCCGCCGGCGGGCGCUUCCAGCAUCUGCCAGAAGCAUUAUUAACGAUUUAUCCAAUCUACGGAGAAUCACUCCCUCAUAUAACCUAACUCUCUCAUUCCCCUCCCCUAACUCUCACUCCCAGUCAACCAUAAUCUCAAGAAUACCAAAAUGUCCCCAAUACCCACCACCACCCCCUCCCCCAACCAAAAAGCAUCAUCAGCAGCAGCAGCAACAGACGCCGACCUCGACGCCAUCGGCUCGCACUGCUCGCUCCCAACCUGCAACCAACUCGACUUCCUCCCGUUCCGCUGCCCCUCCUGCAAGGGGACAUUCUGUCUCGAGCACCGCACCGAAACAGCGCAUCAGUGCGCAAACGCACGUAUCUCGCCAUCACCAUCCACCUCCACCUCCACCUCCACAUCUACAACCCAGCAGCAAAAACCCACCAUCUACACCGCAGAUCAAUGCGCACACAUCUCAUGCAAAACGCUCAUCAAUACACUCACCGACCCCGGCGUGCGGUGCGAUCAGUGCCGGAAGGAGUAUUGUCUCAAACAUAGGUUGA
Messenger RNA from Aspergillus niger, 4044 nucleotides. RefSeq lists its product as uncharacterized. Gene Ontology annotation, molecular function: histone deacetylase activity. Lineage: Eukaryota; Fungi; Ascomycota; Eurotiomycetes; Eurotiales; Aspergillaceae. The transcript has 3 exons. The annotation marks the transcript as partial. The record is from RefSeq and is a predicted model, not a curated record. Gene Ontology annotation, cellular component: nucleus.